Molecule: messenger RNA, 8592 nt
Organism: Lontra canadensis (Northern American river otter)
Lineage: Eukaryota; Metazoa; Chordata; Mammalia; Carnivora; Mustelidae
Gene: PRRC2C
Product: proline rich coiled-coil 2C
Exons: 34
Coding region: 127-8421 (2764 amino acids)
Biological process (GO): cell differentiation
Source: RefSeq, a predicted model, not a curated record
CCCCUUCCCUCGAUCGGAGCUCGGCGGAGACUCUCGAGGUGCGCAGACCCCCUCCGCUUGACGCUCGCCCUGGCCGGUUUGAAGGGGUGUGGCAGGAGGUUUUGGACUCGAUGAGUUUCCACCGAAAUGUCGGAGAAGUCAGGCCAGAGCACAAAAGCAAAGGAUGGGAAAAAGUAUGCAACACUCAGUUUAUUUAAUACUUACAAGGGUAAAUCCUUAGAAACUCAGAAAACCACAGCUCGACAUGGAUUACAGAGUCUUGGAAAAGUUGGUAUUUCACGGCGUAUGCCUCCACCUGCUAACCUCCCAAGUCUCAAAGCGGAAAACAAAGGCAAUGACCCUAAUGUGAACAUUGUACCUAAAGAUGGCACAGGAUGGGCAUCCAAACAAGAGCAGCAUGAAGAGGAAAAAGCACCAGAAGUUCCACCAGCACAACCAAAACCUGGGGUUGCAGCUCCCCCAGAAGUAGCACCUGCUCCCAAAUCUUGGGCCAGUAACAAGCAAGGUGGGCAAGGAGAUGGAAUGCAGGUGAAUAGUCAUUUUCAGCAAGAAUUUCCCAGCCUGCAGGCAGCUGGGGAUCAGGAAAAAAAAGAAAAAGAAACAAGUGAUGACAAUUACGGACCUGGACCCAGUUUACGCCCACCAAAUGUUGCUUGUUGGAGAGAUGGUGGUAAGUCUGCUGGCUCACCUUUGACAUCUGACCAAGAUGAAAAGCUCUCUGCCCAGGAUGAAAGCAUGGCUGGAACAUCAGAACAGAAUGAUAUCCUCAAAGUGGUGGAAAAGAGGAUAGCUUGUGGUCCUCCACAGACUAAACUGAAUGGACAGCAGCCUGCUCUUGCUUCCCAGUACAGAGCUAUGAUGCCUCCUUAUAUGUUUCAGCAGUAUCCGAGGAUGGCGUAUCCUCCUCUUCAUGGUCCCAUGAGGUUUCCACCUUCUUUAUCUGAAACAAACAAAGGCCUUCGAGGAAGGGGUCCACCACCUUCAUGGGCCUCUGAGCCUGAACGCCCCUCCAUCCUUAGUGCAUCAGAACUGAAGGAGCUUGAUAAAUUUGAUAACCUAGAUGCUGAAGCUGAUGAAGGUUGGGCAGGUGCUCAGAUGGAAGUAGAUUAUACAGAACAGCUGAAUUUCAGUGAUGAUGAUGAGCAAGGAAGUGGUAGUCCUAAGGAAAGCAACAGUGAGGAUCAAGGUUCAAAAGCUUCUGAAAACACUGAAAACCGAAAAGAAGCAGAUGAAGCUUGCAAUGCUAAGUCAUCUUCUCAGACACCUGCUCAACCAUCGGUAUCCAAAGGUCCCUAUGGGAAGGGACCUCCAUUUAAUCAGGAACGUGGACCAUCUUCACACCUGCCCCCACCUCCAAAAUUGCUUGCACAGCAGCAUCCUCCUCCAGAGCGGCAGGCAGCACCUGGAAGACCAGGCCCUUUCCCCGCCAAGCAGCAAGUACCGGAUGAAGAUGAAAUUUGGAAGCAGAGACGAAGACAGCAAUCAGAACUUUCUGCGGCCGUGGAACGCGCACGGAAACGGCGUGAAGAGGAAGAGCGAAGAAUGGAAGAACAAAGGAAGGCAGCGUGUGCGGAGAAACUGAAACGAUUGGAUGAAAAGCUUGGCAUAGUGGACAAACAACCGUCUCCAGAAGAGAUUAGAGAAAGGGAGCGAGAAAAAGAACGGGAGCGUGAGAAAGAACUUGAGCGAGAACAGGAACGGGAGCGAGAGAAGGAGAGGGAGAAAGAAAGGGAGAGGCAACAGGAGAAGGAGAAAGAACUGGAGAGGGAGCAGGAAAAACAGAGAGAACUGGAAAAGGAAAGGAAGCAAGAAAAAGAGAAAGAACUAGAAAGACAGCAGGAAAAGGAAAAAGAACUGCAGAAGAUCAAGGAACAGGAAAAGGAAUGUGAAUUGGAGAAGAAAGAAAGGGAAAAAGUGGAGGAAAAAACUGAACACAAAGAACCCACUUUAGAACCUGUGAUAGAAAAACCAGAAAGUGAGACCAACUGUAAUAAAGAGGAUGAUGCAGUUUUCACUCGACAAGAUAGCAGUCGCGGUGAGAAAGAGACCGCGCAAGUGGCACAUGAAACAGAGCCAGAAUCGGGCUCUCAGCCUCGACCUGCUGUGUUAUCUGGUUAUUUUAAACAGUUUCAGAAGUCUUUACCACCUCGAUUUCAGCGGCAGCAGGAGCAGAUGAAGCAGCAGCAGUGGCAGCAGCAGCAGCAGCAAGGUGUGCUCCCGCAGCCGGUGCCUUCACAGCCAUCCAGCGGCGCCGUCCCUCCUCCGCCACACAGACCUCUCUACCAGCCCAUGCAGCCUCACCCUCAGCACCUGGCUUCUAUGGGUUUUGACCCCAGGUGGCUCAUGAUGCAGUCGUACAUGGAUCCUCGGAUGAUGUCAGGUAGACCCGCCAUGGACAUCCCGCCCAUUCAUCCUGGAAUGAUUCCUCCUAAGCCGUUAAUGAGAAGAGAACAGAUGGAAGGAUCAGCGAACAGUUCGGAGUCAUUUGAGCACAUAGCACGAUCUGCAAGAGAUCACGCAGUCUCCCUGUCUGAACCUCGUGUUAUGUGGGGGUCGGAUCCCUAUCCUCAUACCGAGCCUCCGCAGGCCACUACUCCCAAGGCAACAGAAGAACCUGAGGAUGCAAGGUCUGAAGCCCCACGGGAUCAGGAACAGGUUACUGCUGCUUAUCCUGUAGAACAUAGUCAAUUAGAGGUUCAUCCAAAAGCAGACUUUGUCAGAGAAUCCAGUGAGACAGAAGCACAAAAGUUCUUAAGCAGAUCUGUGGAAGACGUUAGACCUCGUCAUACUGACACAAACAAUCCGUCUGCUUGCUUUGAUAUACCUGAUCAAAAAACUAUAGGCACUCCUCAAGAAGAGCGAAUUUCGGCUGGAGAAAGCCUGCCUGCCCGGAAAAGAAGUGUUUCCCAUGGAUCUAACCAUACCCCAAAAUCAGAGGAGCAAAGAAAUGACCCAUCUGCAAGCAUUCCUAAAGUAACCAGCAGAUGCCUUGAUUCAAAGGAACCGGCAGAAAGGACAGAGGAAAAACCAAAGAAGGAUGGCUUUAUACGAUCUUCAGAGGGACCAAAACCUGAAAAACUAUAUAAAUCUAAAUCAGAAACUCGUUGGGGCCCAAGGCCAAGCUCCAACAGAAGAGAAGAAGGUAACGAUAGGCCUGUGAGAAGAUCAGGUCCCAUUAAAAAACCUAUACUUAGGGAUAUGAAAGAGGAGCGAGAGCAGCGGAAGGAGAAAGAAGGGGAAAAGGGAGAAAAGGUCACUGAAAAAGUUGUGAAACCUGAAAAGACUGAAAAGAAAGAUCCUCUUCCUGCAGCCCCACCGCCUGCGGCACCAGCUCGGCCACAGCCGGUUCCACCAGCACCUCAACCAGAGCUGGAGAAACUGCCUUCGGCAGAAGCUUCAGCUGUGGUUCAAAAGCCACCUCAGGAUGCUGAGAAGCCCUCGGAACCUGUCAGCAGUGUUGAGGUAGAGCCUGUGGCUAAAACUGUAAACCAGCCAACUGUCCCAGCACCAGCCGUCAAAGAAGAAAAACAGCCUGAGAAACUUGGUAGCAAAGACCUUGUUUUAGAGCGGCCUCGACCGGAUUCCAGACCCGCAGUUAAAAAAGAAUCCACUUUACCCCCUAGGACCUAUUGGAAGGAAGCUAGAGAUAGAGAUUGGUUUCCAGAUCAAGGAUACAGAGGUCGAGGCCGGGGUGAAUACUAUUCCAGAGGCCGAAGCUAUAGAGGUUCUUAUGGAGGGCGUGGCCGGGGUGGGAGAGGCCACGCUCGAGAUUAUCCUCAGUAUAGAGACAAUAAGCCACGGACAGAACAUGUGCCCUCAGGACCUCUUCGACAGAGAGAAGAAAGUGAAACGCGAAGUGAGAGCUCUGAUUUUGAAGUUGUUCCUAAAAGACGACGACAGCGGGGUUCGGAGACUGACACAGACAGUGAGAUUCAUGAAAGUGCAAGCGAUAAGGAUAGUUUAAGCAAAGGUAAACUUCCCAAAAGAGAGGAGCGGUCUGAAAACAAAAAGCCUAUAAAGCCUCAGUCUUCUUUCAAGCCUGAAAAUCACAUCCGAGUAGAUAACAGACCUCUAGAAAAGCCUUACGUGAGGGAUGAUGAUAAAUCUAAACCAGGCUUCCUUCCCAAAGGAGAGCCCACACGGCGAGGCAGAGGGGGGACGUUCCGACGCGGUGGAAGGGAUCCUGGAGGCCGGCCGUCUCGCCCUUCCACCUUACGGAGACCCGCUUAUAGGGAUAAUCAGUGGAACCCAAGGCAGGCAGAAGCUCCUAAACCAGAUGACGGAGAGCCACCAAGAAGACAUGAGCAGUUUAUUCCUAUACCAGCAGAUAAACGACCUCCAAAAUUUGAGCGAAAAUUUGAUCCAGCUAGAGAAAGACCCCGACGACAGCGUCCUACCCGACCUCCGAGGCAGGAUAAGCCACCUCGAUUUAGACGUCUGAGAGAGAGAGAGGCUGCUUCCAAAACCAACGAGGUAGCAGUGCCCACGAAUGGCACCGUUAAUAAUGUGGUUCAAGAACCAGUUAACCCUGCUGGGGAUAUUUCUGGGAACAAGACACCAGACUUAUCUAACCAGAACUCUUCAGAUCAGGCAAAUGAAGAAUGGGAAACAGCUUCUGAAAGCAGUGAUUUCAAUGAGAGGCGUGAGAGAGAUGAGAAAAAAAAUGCUGAUUUGAAUGCACAAGCAGUUACAAAGGCUGGAGAGAAUGUUUUACCUCCAAAAAGGGAAAUAGCGAAGAGAAGUUUUUCUAGCCAGAGGCCUGGUGUAGAUCGCCAGAAUCGGCGUGGCAACAGUGGUCCACCCAAAUCCGGAAGGAAUUUCUCAGGUCCUAGAAAUGAACGGAGAAGUGGUCCACCAUCAAAAAGUGGGAAACGAGGGCCAUUUGAUGACCAGUCUGCAGGCACAGCUGUUGUCGAUCCCGUCAAUGGCAGCUCUGCACACCAUCAGGAAGGAGCACCUAACGGUACAGGACAAAAGAACGCCAAAGAUUCCACAGGGAAAAAAAGAGAAGACCCCAAAUCAGGCCCUAAAAAACCCAAAGAAAAAGUAGAUGCGCUGUCACAGUUUGAUCUCAACAAUUAUGCAAGUGUCGUUAUAAUUGAUGACCAUCCUGAAGUAACAGUAGUUGAAGACCCCCAGUCAAAUUUGAAUGAUGACGGUUUUACUGAGGUGGUUUCCAAAAAACAACAAAAACGUUUACAGGAUGAAGAACGUCGAAAGAAGGAAGAACAAAUCAUACAGGUCUGGAACAAAAAGAAUGCAAAUGAGAAAGGAAGAAGUCAGACUUCGAAGCUUCCUCCACGGUUUGCCAAAAAGCAAGCUACAGGAACUCAGCAGGCCCUGGCCCCGGCUCCGGCCUCAGCCCCGGCCCCGGCCUCGGCCUCGGUCCCGGCCCCAGUCCUCACCUCGGCGUCAGCUCCUCUUCCGACCUCGGCCUCAACCCCGCUUCCGCCUUCCACCUCUGCUGCAGCCACAGUCUCUUCUUCAGCUCCAGCUCCAAACCCCGUCCUUACCUCAGCUUCAUCCCCAGCCUCUGUCCCCAUCCUUGCCUCAGCCUCAGUUCCCAUCCUCGCUUCAGCCCUAGCCCCAGCUUCAGCUUCAGCUCCUGCCCCUGCCGCCUCAGCCCCAGGAGCCCCCAUGCCAGCCGCCCCAGCCCCUGUUCCAACCCCGACCCCAGCCCCAGCCCCUACCCUAGUCGCUGCCCCAACUUCAGCCCCAGCCCUCGUCCCAGUCCCUGCCCCGGCCCCCAGUGCACCAGCCCAGACUCCGGGACAGACUCAUAAACCAGUACAGAGCCCACUACAGACUACAACCCAGUCUUCAAAACAGCCACCACCCUCGAUUAGACUACCCUCAGCUCAGACGCCCAACGGCACGGAUUAUGUAGCCACAGGAAAGUCCAUCCAGACCUCACAGUCACAUGGCACACUGACAACUGAAUUAUGGGAUAACAAGGUGGCCCCACCGGCUGUGCUGAAUGACAUCUCAAAGAAAUUGGGUCCCAUUAGUCCACCACAGCCACCAUCUGUCAGCGCGUGGAAUAAGCCCCUGACGUCAUUUGGAUCAGCUGCCUCGUCAGAGGGAACAAAAAAUGGUCAAGAAAGUGGAGUUGAAAUUGGAAUCGACACAAUUCAGUUUGGUGCUCCAGCUUCGAAUGGGAAUGAAAAUGAGAUUGUGCCUGUGCUCUCUGAAAAAACUACUGACAAGAUACCGGAACCUAAAGAACAGAGGCAGAAACAGCCACGGGCGGGCCCUAUCAAAGCCCAGAAGCUUCCAGAUUUGAGUCCGGUAGAAAAUAAAGAACAUAAACCAGGUCCUAUUGGAAAAGAACGUUCAUUAAAAAAUAGAAAAGUAAAAGAUGCCCAACAGGCGGAGCCAGAAGGACAAGAGAAACCAAGCCCCGCUGCGGUCAGAAGCACAGACCCGGUAACAACAAAGGAAAGCAAAGCAGUUGCGGAAAUGUCGACUGAAAUAGGAGCGAUGAUUUCAGUGUCGUCCACAGAGUACGGCGCUGACGUGAAGGAGUCUGUAACAGACUAUACUACACCUUCUUCUUCUCUGCCCAACACUGUGGCUACUAAUAAUGCAAAGAUGGAGGAUACUUUGGUUAAUAAUGUGCCCUUGCCCAACACCCUCCCCCUCCCUAAGAGGGAGACUAUACAACAGAGCGCCAGCCUAACCUCAGCUCCUCCCACUACUUUCAGCCUCACCUUCAAGAUGGAGUCUGCACGCAAGGCAUGGGAGAAUUCUCCAAAUGUGAGGGAGAAGGGCUCUCCAGUAACUUCCACAGCACCUCCAAUCGCCAGUGGAGUCAGCAGCAGCGCCGGUGGAGCAAGCGCUGCUAAUUACAGCUCGUUCUCCAGCGCGUCCGUGCCUCAGAUUCCUGUCGCUUCCGUCACUCCCACAACAUCACUGUCAGGAGCUGGUACAUAUACUACCUCUUCUUUGAGUACAAAAUCUACAACCACAUCAGAUCCUCCUAAUAUUUGUAAAGUGAAACCCCAGCAGUUACAGACAAGCAGCCUGCCUUCUGCAAGUCAUUUUUCACAGUUAAGCUGUAUGCCUUCCCUUAUUGCCCAGCAACAACAGAGCCCGCAGGUCUAUGUGUCUCAGUCUGCAGCAGCUCAAAUCCCUGCUUUCUACAUGGACACGAGUCAUUUAUUCAAUACCCAGCAUGCACGAUUGGCUCCACCAUCCUUGGCUCAGCAGCAAGGCUUCCAGCCAGGCCUCUCUCAGCCAACUUCGGUUCAGCAGAUCCCGAUCCCCAUUUAUGCGCCGCUGCAAGGACAGCAUCAGGCCCAGCUGAGCUUGGGAGCUGGCCCUGCUGUUUCCCAGGCUCAGGAGUUAUUCACGUCCUCACUUCAGCCGUACAGAUCUCAGCCAGCUUUCAUGCAAAGCAGUCUGUCCCAGCCAUCUGUGGUUCUUUCCGGUACUGCCAUCCACAACUUUCCAGCUGUCCAACACCAGGAACUUGCAAAGGCACAAUCAGGUCUUGCCUUUCAACAAACUUCAAAUACGCAGCCUAUUCCUAUAUUGUAUGAACAUCAGCUGGGUCAGGCAUCGGGACUAGGAGGUUCCCAGCUAAUUGAUACACAUCUUCUCCAGGCUAGAGCAAAUCUUACCCAGGCUUCAAAUCUUUAUUCUGGACAAGUACAACAGCCUGGUCAGACAAAUUUUUAUAACACUGCCCAGUCACCAAGUGCUCUCCAGCAGGUUACAGUACCUUUACCAGCGUCCCAGCUUUCAUUACCUAACUUCGGAUCUACGGGGCAGCCUUUAAUCGCUCUGCCUCAGGCUCUUCAGCCCCCACUGCAGCACACCACCCCACAAGCCCAGGCCCAGAGCCUGAGCCGUCCUGCCCAAGUAAGCCAGCCUUUCAGGGGGUUGAUCCCCGCUGGAACACAGCACAGCAUGAUCGCUGCCGCCGGAAAAAUGUCUGAAAUGGAACUGAAAGCCUUUGGAAGUGGCAUUGACAUAAAGCCAGGCACACCUCCAAUCAGCGGGAGAAGCACCACACCAACAUCUAGUCCCUUCCGGGCUACUUCCACAAGUCCGAACAGCCAGUCCAGCAAAAUGAGCAGCAUUGUCUAUCAGAAGCAGUUCCCGUCAGCCCCUGCCACUGUGAGAGUGACACAACCAUUUCCUACACAGUUUGCACCCCAGGCAAAGCAGAGAGCAGAGGUUCUUCAGUCCACGCAGCGGUUCUUCUCUGAACAACAGCAGAGCAAACAGAUAGGAGGCAAAGCCCCGAAAGUGGACAGUGAUUCAAGUAAACCUCCUGAAACACUGACCGACCCUCCUGGUGUCUGUCAGGAAAAAGUAGAAGAAAAGCCGCCCCCCGCACCCACCAUAGCCACCAAACCUGUUAGAACUGGACCAAUCAAACCUCAGGCGAUCAAAACGGAAGAAACAAAAUCUUAAAGGCUGUGGUUUAUGGCAGGGGGUUGGGGGAGGGGAAAGGGGAACGAGGGAGAAUGAAGUCGGAUAAUGCCAGCGGCCAGAGGGGUAAAAUGGCCUGUGCCGUUAUCCUGUCCAGAGCUGGGAGGUGCUCGGGGGACAUAGGAGCGGUUGACACUGACACAGCCGCCGCGC